AUGUCGUGCAAUGCUAAAAAGGAAACCGGCGACCGCAAAGCUCUGAGUUUCGGAGAGCAAAAACUCAACCUGCAUCAGGCUGGGAAAGAGUUUGAGCCCAAAGCCAAAACCCCAACACCAGGAUCUGCUGACCUGUGCCUGAUUACCAAAACCCCUCUGACAGCCAUCGCUGCCCACCUCAAGGCAUGUGGAGUGAUGAUAGAGGAGGGUCCCGUUGACAGGAUGGGUGCUGUGGGUCCCAUCCGCUCCCUCUAUUUCCGUGACCAUGAUGACAACUUGAUUGAAGUCUCCAAUUACCAGCAGUAGAAAGCAUGGGGCACUGUAUCAUUGCCUUAAGAUAAAUAGGGCAAAACAUGUACUCAGAU
Messenger RNA from Sinocyclocheilus grahami, 365 nucleotides. Its product is annotated as glyoxalase domain-containing protein 5-like. Lineage: Eukaryota; Metazoa; Chordata; Actinopteri; Cypriniformes; Cyprinidae. The record is from RefSeq and is a predicted model, not a curated record. The transcript is spliced from 3 exons. The coding region runs from base 1 to 306 and encodes 101 amino acids.